AUGGGCGUUCUUAGGCCCGAUUCUUCGGGCACCAGAGCCUCCCUCCUCGCCACAGCCGUGGCCUUUGCAACAGAGCAUUGGCUCCCUCUCCUGAUAGCCACUAUCGUCAUCAGAGCCCUCUACAAACGCUAUGCUUCACCCCUCCGCAAGUACCCUGGCCCCUUUCUGGCCUCAGUCUCCCGUCUCUGGAAGGUCAAGUCAACCGCCUCGGGACGCACGCACCUGGAACACAUCGCGCUGCAUCGGAAGUACGGCCCUAUAGUACGGAUUGCACCCAACGAGGUAUCCGUCUCAUCACCCGAGGCGGCGCGCACGCUGCUGAGCGCCGGCAAGCGCUUCUUCAAGACGCCCUUCUACGGCGUGUUCCCGCCGCCUGAAAACCCGGACAUCUUCACCGAGACACGCGAGGACGUGCACGCCAUCAAGAAGCGCGUCGCCAACGUCCCCUACAGCAUGACGGCCAUGCAGCAGCUCAGUCCCUUCAUCAACGACUCCAUCGAGCUACUGGUGAAGAAAAUUGGGGAGCACAUCGACGGGAACAAGGGGGUUUUUGAUUUGGGCGACUGGCUGCAUUACUUUGCCUUUGACGUGCUGGGCGAAGUCGCGUUUAGCCGGAGCUUCGGCUUCCUGGAGCAGGGCAGGGACGUGGACAAUGCCAUCAAGACGAUCGACAAGUCGCAGAUGUACAACGGUAUCGUCGGCCAGGUGCCCGAGCUCGAUCUGCUCCUGCGCAGGAACCCGCUGUGGCAGUACAUCCCGUGGUUGAGCACGAAGAAUGCGCUGAUCACAAGGAUGGCUCUCGAGGAGAUGGCGAGGCGGCAGCCGUUUGAUAAGGACAGCGCCGGAUUGCUGAGGACGGGCGAUGGCAGGCAGGAUCUCAUGGCCAGUUUGAUCCAGGGACAUCUGAAGGAUCCCGAGAAGUUCCGAGAGGGGGAUGUGUUUGCCGUUGCGCACGGUGCGAUCUUCGCCGGCUCUGACUCGACCGCAUCGACGAUGCAGUCCUUUUUCUGGCACAUCCUCGACUCGACUCCCGUGUACCAGUCCAUCUUGCGCGAGAUUGAACAUGCCGUCAAGACAGGCGUCAUCCCAGCCCAGGGCAACCUCACGUGGAACGAGGCGCAGAAUCUGACCUACCUCCAGGCUUGCCUGAAGGAGGCCAUGCGAGUGCGUCCGGCUGUCGGGCUCAACAUCACCCGUCUUGUUCCCCCCGAAGGUGCCGAACUGGACGGACAUUUCUUCCCCGGCGGCACUGCCAUCGCCUGCAACGGGUGGGUGCUGCAUCGGGAUAAAGAGGUCUUCGGACAGGACGCGGACGAUUUCAGGCCCGAGCGAUGGCUUGAGGACGAGGAGAGGGCGAAACGGAUGGAGAGGUACAUGUUCCAGUUCGGAGGUGGAAGCCACCUGUGCAUCGGCCGGAACCUGGCCCUGCUUGAAAUCAACAAGGUUGUGCCGAGGCUACUGCGCGACUAUCGGUUUGAGCUGGCACACCCGGGCCGGCCGCUCAAGGCGAACGCGUCCUUCUUCGUGGUGCAGUCCGGAUUGGAGGUGCAUAUCAGAAGAGCAUAG
Canariomyces notabilis is the source of this 1566-nucleotide messenger RNA. Its product is annotated as cytochrome P450. The coding region runs from base 1 to 1566 and encodes 521 amino acids. The record is from RefSeq and is a predicted model, not a curated record. NCBI's taxonomy places the organism in Eukaryota, Fungi, Ascomycota, Sordariomycetes, Sordariales, Chaetomiaceae. Gene Ontology annotation, molecular function: heme binding; oxidoreductase activity, acting on paired donors, with incorporation or reduction of molecular oxygen; iron ion binding. The transcript is spliced from 3 exons.